This is a messenger RNA of Anthonomus grandis grandis, 1244 nucleotides long. Its product is annotated as protein Daple-like. The record is from RefSeq and is a predicted model, not a curated record. Lineage: Eukaryota; Metazoa; Arthropoda; Insecta; Coleoptera; Curculionidae. The coding region runs from base 151 to 1182 and encodes 343 amino acids. The transcript has 5 exons.
AUGUUUUAAGCCGCCAUUUUGAUUUUCUUCUAUCUUCAGUAUCCAUUUUCUAUUAAUAAUUAUCCUUCCGUUGUAUUUUAAGAAAAAAAGUAAUUUGUCAGGCUUAAAAUUUAAUUAACAUUUAUAAUAUUUAAUUUUCUCGUAUAUACUAUGGAUGAAAGUAGUGCGAAUUUAUCAACGGACCAUCAGCCAGAUCCGUUUACGAAUUUUUCCGAAUUUGAAAAGGCUUUUCGCGAACUGACAAGUGACCUGUUGAUGAAGAGGGAUGAAGUAACUAAACUCAAGUUCGAACUGGAACAAUCUCACCAUGAAAAUCAUAACUUACAACAAUCCAUUGACAAACUAAAACAGUCUUUAGAAGAGAACAAAAUCACCUCGGAAAUGUUUAUGAAAAAAAGCCAAGAGUUCGAGCCGAAAUAUUACGAAAAACGAGAUGCAUUUAGAAAGCUAGAGAUCCAAUAUAAAAUGGAACUAGCUAAAAACGAAUCGUUAAAGGAGAACUAUCAGAAAUUAAUUAUAGAGAGAUCUCAACUGAUUCGAAAAAUUGAUGUUCUUGAAGAAAAGCAAAAGAGGGAUUUGAUCUAUAGUAGUGACUUGCCCGAGAAAAUGGCACAUUUAAGAAAUUCUAUUACUAAUAUAAAGACGGAUAUGCAAAAUAUAAAAGGUGACCUGCAUCAUGUAACUGCUUUGUCAAAAAUGGACGAUAUGGCUCAAGAGAGCAUCCAGAAAAGUCAAGGGUUACGAAACCUUAUUGAAAACUUAAAGGAAGAAAAAUUAAAGCUUGAGGAAGAGUGUAUUAAAUCUAAAGCAAGAUGUGAUAAAAUCGAAUUGUACGUUUCAAAUAACAACCGUUUACUCCAAGAAGAAAACUUGGAGGCCAGAGUCUUACUGAAUCAGUGCAAGAAAAUGAAGACGUACUAUAAACAACAAAACGAAAUGAAAAACGAUUUAAUAACCAGUCUGUCCAACUCUCUGGAGGAAGAAAAAAAUACUAAUUUAAAACUAAUUCAGGAUAGCGAGAAACAAAGAAAUAUUAUAGAGAAUUUCGAGAGUAUUGUAAAAGAAUUAAAAACGAAAUUGCGAGCCUACGAACCAGAGGAUCGCGAAGACAUUUCUACAGUUGUAAGAACUAUUAAGAUUGAGAGUGAAGACGCAAUCGAAAUAAUUGUUGAUAGCCAAUAGUGUUAGUGAUAAGUUUAGUUCAGUUUUUAUAUUCCUUAAUAAAUUUAGUUUUGUUCAUUGGA